This is a messenger RNA of Wasmannia auropunctata (little fire ant), 2360 nucleotides long. RefSeq lists its product as uncharacterized. Bases 1421 to 2257 code for a protein of 278 amino acids. The record is from RefSeq and is a predicted model, not a curated record. Gene Ontology annotation, molecular function: nucleic acid binding; zinc ion binding. Lineage: Eukaryota; Metazoa; Arthropoda; Insecta; Hymenoptera; Formicidae. The transcript is spliced from 5 exons.
AUCAUACGAAGACCACAUGUCCAAAUGCAAGCAAAACAACUAUAUACUUUCCCAAGGCAAAUCAUAAUCCCUAGUUUUACGUAAAGAAUUACCAGUUUAGAAAUUAUACGAUUUUGUCUUCAUUAGCCAGUCUUUAUUCUGACUGGUUCGUUCAGAUAUCAAUUAACUUUCGUCACAAAGAAAAAAAAAAUAUAUAUGUAUAUAUAUUUAUAAAAUUUAUAUUUAUAAAAAAUAUAUGUAUAUAUAUUUAUGUACGUGGUCGAUCGCAAUCGCUACGUUCUGCUAAUAACAUUUUGAAUAUGUUCGAGAUUAAAUUACACACUUAUAACUUAUAGGUCGAGGACUGACUGACAAAUUUUUUUAGAUAUAUUUGUAAAUAAUGUACAAUUUGUAGCAAAAGGAGUUGUAAAAAUCUUAAUUAGAACGUAGCAGUGUUAAAUCCGGCUUUUAUAUAUCUAAAAUUUUUGUCUUAUUGAAGCGAUAACUCUUACAAGUAUUAAGAGUCCGUUUGAAAGAAGCGGUUCGAUAAUGUUUAUAGUUACUGUUUGUAUUCAAAUAAAUGGCGCAAGUUACAGUGUUUAACAGAUUAAAUGAUAUUCGUGUGUUAUAAGAAAAAUUAUUUUUCAAUCUCUCCAAUUCUUCUUUUUGCGAAUAAAUCGAUUGUUUGUGUUAACUGUAAAAAAUUAACAUUAUUGUCAACAAUUAUCAUUAUAUGCUUCUAUUAACGUUCUGCUAUAAAAACGAUACAUUUAUUUCAAUAAUAUUUAAACGCUAUAUAAAAAGCUUCCCAGCAAGAAACACGUACAUAUAUCGAUACAGGAGCCAUUCUUUUUUUGAAAGACAGAAUGUCUUUCAUAGAUAUUAAGAAAGACAAAAAUAGGAUGACUUCGUAAUGUCGUUCGACUAUGUAAACUUUCGGUACUCUUGCUGAAAAGUAUCCACUAUUAUGGUUAUGAUCGAUGAUGUGAUUUGAUGUGACUAAAUACAAAUGGCUAUCUCCUCUCUUGAUUUAUUUGAUUUAUUUUUAUUUUUCGAAACUAACGAAAUAGGUAUUUUCACAAUUAUAUUUUUUUACAUUUAUUAUUAGUAUUUUGAUCUUUGUAUCGUUUUAUCUUUAUGUUUCUAUCACUAUUUUCUAUCUCUAAACACUCAAGGAUAGAAUGAUAAUGUAUAUUGAUAACACAUUGCAGCCCAGCUGCGAGGAAAGCACGAUCCUUCAUAAGAAAACUUCCGUUUGCGGUUGACGAGCAUUGCGAUUUUUAGCGAAAUAAGUUGUUAAAGUGAGUAAAAAGGAGUGAAUCUAAGUGAAAGAAGAGCAAUAAGCGUAAAAAAAAAAACAGAAGAGACAGGCAAGAGUGAGGAAAUAGAGUGAGAGAGGCGAAAAUGUUUGAAUGCUGCACAACGGAAAAUAAGAAAGGAGAUGGAGGACUUAAAGGACGAAAUGAUAUUUAGAGAUGAAGAAGGGAAAAAGGAAAGAAAUGAAUUAAAAGGAAGAAUAGAGAAAUUAGAAAUGAGAUUGGAGGAGUAUUCGUAUAAUAAAAAUGGACAAAAUAAUAUGAGGCAAGAGAAUAAUACGAGGGAUACAUCGAGCCUCCCUUCUACCUUCAGUACAUUCCGACCAGCAAAUAAAUCAAAUCAAUCUGCGCCCGGAAAUUCUCGCAACGUGAACAAUACAUCUACUAUUAAUGAUAACAAUAAUGGGAUUAUGUGUCAUUGUCAGAAGACUGCGAUCCAAUUAGCAGAUAAAAAAGACGGAUCAACUAAAGGACAUCUGGUUUACAAAUGUCCUGAUAAAUUGCAAGGAAAUGGUGGUUGCAAUUUUUUCUUGUCGACACCUGACAACGCCAAGUCUCAAGAUAAUACAGCGUGCAAACAAUCAAGUUCGGUAUUCAAUUUGAUGGACAGCACUGAUCACUUCUCUCGCGCUUUUAAUAACGAAAUUUAUUAUUUGGGAAAUACAUCCGCAAAUGAUGUUAUCUGUAAUCAGCCCGCCCAAAAGUGGACGGUUCACAAAGAUGGCCCCAAUAAAGAACGACAAUUUUAUGGAUGUCCCAAGGGUACAAACCCUUUCACUACACCGUUUACUACUCGUAAUUUUUCCGAAUCGGUAGAUGAGAAUAACGCUGGUAAUUGUAAGAACACGGACUUGGACAAUUUUACUGCGAGAAGAGCAAGGAAUAACGCAUGGAAAAAGAAAAAGAGAAAGUGCGGAAAUUGCGGAAAGGAAGGUCAUACGAAGACCAAAUGUCCAAAUUGAGUGAACUGUUGAAUGAAUUUUUUCCAAAUAAUAUGUAAAUAAUGUACAGUUUAUAACAAUUGGAGUUGUAAAAAGCUUAAUUAGAACGCAGCAGUAUCAAAUA